Molecule: messenger RNA, 1713 nt
Organism: Didymodactylos carnosus
Lineage: Eukaryota; Metazoa; Rotifera; Eurotatoria; Philodinida; Philodinidae
Source: the annotation of a GenBank genome assembly
CUUACGGUAUUUAAGGACUCCACUUUUAAGUUUCGGUACAUGUACCAAAGAGCAUCCAAACCCGAUACUAUCAAAAUCUGCAUCUUUUUCACUAACGUUUGGGUAGAUGUCUGAGACGACUUCUCGACAGCUUUGUUUCUAUGGUUUUAACCUUGACGGCUUUACUUCCAUAGUUUUUCUUGUAUACUUUUGAAUUUUACGGUUUUCAUGAUGUAGUUUUCUACUUCAUGUUUCUUGUACAUGAUUUUCUUUCGAUGUUUAUGGAUUUUACGGGCUUUCUUACGGUUUUCUUUUCACCGUCUAAAAUUAAAUACACAGUUUAACCGAUAUAUAUUUUUUUUAUCUAUUUGAUAAAAGCAGCAUUAAAGGUCAUUAAAAUUAGUUUAAUUGUUACGUUAACUAUAUAUAGAGACACAUGCAGUGUCCCUCGUAUAAUAUGUUUUAUUGCAAUUAUUAAAGAAAAUUCAUCUAUUUAUUGAUCCACACAUGCUAUGGAAACGAAUCGUUUCUACACGAUUAGUUAAUACAAGCUGAUAAAAUCGAUAUAUUCGAAUAAAACUCCGUUGUUAACUGAUGUUAGAUAAAAAUUUAAAAAUAAUAAACGCUCGUUUUGCCUGUUGGUCGAUUUUAAAGUUAUGAUAAUAUGAACGAUAAUCGUUUCUCAUUUACUGCAGUUGCUACAUAAUUUGAAAAGAUAAACUAGUUGAAACAAAUCAAAGAUUAUUGAUUGAGGCGAUGGUAUUUUUGAUUUGGUAAACUGAAGUUUAUUUAUCAAAAAAAGUUUACAAAAACUUCAUUUUCUCAUCAGUAAUACGAGACAUUAUUAAUCAGAAAUCAUUAAGUGAUGGUCAAUUCAUUCAUCUCUAAACCUGAAACAGAUGAAAUCCAAAAAUAAAAUUAUUUUCUCCUUUUCUUCUAGAUACUAAUUUUUUUCGUUUUCAGAUGUCAAAUAAUAUUUUUGAUGGUAUAGAGGAUAAUAAAACAUAUGACUUAGAAUUGGGUGAUACAUGGCAUACGGACAAGAAUGAUUUUAAACCAGCAUCCGUUGUUAGAAGUGAACAAGCUGAAUUAAGUGUGGGAAAUGCACAAGAUGUAUCAAUUACUAUCCCGAAUAUUGAGGGUUCAACAACACAAGGUAGUCAUUUUUCUGGGAAUACAAAAUCUUAUACGACAAAAGAAUGUCUCAUGAUUAUUGAUCCAAAAACGGGAAAAGUUACAUUAGAAAAAUUAUCAGCGAAUGUUAGAGUUAAAAAUGUCAGAAUGGAGAAUAAUCGUUCGACGAUAAAACCGUCUAAAAUAGUAGCCAGUAACAAUACAACAGCAAGUACAUCUACAGUAAAAAAUGAGAAUUCAAUAAAUAAUAAACAAACGCAACCAUCUUCUUUGAAUACAAUAACGGAUUCUUCUACAAAAAAACAAAUUACUACUGGUACUACGAAUGAUGAAUUAAAAAAAGUUGAAAAAACUACAACACCUAAACAAUUUACUCCUUCAACAUCAUCGUUGAAUACUACGAAAACAGCUACACCCGUCCCAUCACAACAACAACAACAGUCAAAUAGAAAAUCCAUGCCUCCUGCGGCAAAUAAAUCAGCACCCAUCAAACCAAUGCCAAAUAAUAGUAGUAGUAAUAAUAAUAAUAAUAAUAAUGCUCAACAUCGAUCAUCGAGUGACAGAUUAAGUGAAUGUAAGUUGAACGAGUUGUUUGCUUAA